AUGGACCCCACAACGCUCAUCCAGCACCCCAUCCCCGUACGCAACAUCGUUCUCCAGCUGCCUCAAGCCUAUCUCUCUUCCCUCCUCACAUUCCACGAUGGCGCCUUUCAACCUCUCAAUGCUAUCGUGACAAGAAUCACUCCCAAGUCUAUGACCGUCACCUACUCGCAGCCCCUCCGCGAACCUUGGGCUAAUCCCCUCCCACGUACCGCCACCAUUGCCUUCACCCCUCCGUUGCCCCCGAUUCCCUCAGACUCUGCCUCCGAGGAGGCGCAAUACGAAUGGGAGACCAUCUGCGCCGCGCGCAUCCGCGAGAUGGAGGAAGAGGCCACCCGUCGCAAUGAAGGACGCAGCGAUAUUGUUGUCACUCGCUACCUCCUACCAGAUCAUUACAUGGGAUGGCUGUCGAUAUUACAGUUUGUAGCAUUGACUGUGCUGAUAUUUAUGCAAAUCAAGUAUGCGCCAGAGGUGCUGAAGAUACUGUUUGAGCCCGAGUGGAAGUUCAAUGCCGCGGUGUUGGUGCAUGCCGCGAUACUAGUCAAGAAGAGUAGAGAUGUCAUGAACAUGAAUGAUAAGCUCAGGAAACACCAGGUUGAUAAGCUGCCUGGGUGGAAGUACACCGGGCCAUGGAUGAAGUGGCUGAUAACGUGUGCCUUUGAGGGGUGGAGAUGCGCGAAGAGGUUUGAAGAGGAGGCGGCGAGGGUGGGGAGGGAGAUGGCGGCCAAGGAGAAGAAAGGGAAAUAG
This is a messenger RNA of Morchella importuna, 744 nucleotides long. RefSeq lists its product as uncharacterized. The record is from RefSeq and is a predicted model, not a curated record. NCBI's taxonomy places the organism in Eukaryota, Fungi, Ascomycota, Pezizomycetes, Pezizales, Morchellaceae. The transcript has a single exon. Bases 1 to 744 code for a protein of 247 amino acids.